Phaeodactylum tricornutum CCAP 1055/1 is the source of this 6966-nucleotide messenger RNA. RefSeq lists its product with no specific name. NCBI's taxonomy places the organism in Eukaryota, Bacillariophyta, Bacillariophyceae, Surirellales, Neidiaceae. The transcript is spliced from 5 exons. The record is from RefSeq and is a predicted model, not a curated record. Bases 1 to 6966 code for a protein of 2321 amino acids.
AUGGAACAGUUUGUCCUUGGAAUCUUUCAGGAACAGCUUGCCAAGUUCAUUGUCGGGUUUCGAAAAGAGCAAGUAACGGCCAACCUCUUGAACGGGAAAGGAGAAAUACACGAUGUCGAAUUAAAUUGCGCUUUUCUGAACGACGAACUCACAAAAAUUACGCCGUUUAUUGAGCUUGAGAGUGUACAUGUUUCCAAGUUUUCUUUUCAUGUAUCUUCAUGGACGAAUAUUCGCAAAGCACCCAUUAUCGUUGACGUGGAACACAUCAAAGCGGUUGCGGUUGAACCCUUGCGUUACAAGGAUCGCUCGCGGCAGCAACAAAUUCGGCAAAUUACCCGCUACGAACUAAUUGAACUCAUCCGUAAGGGGCUUCUCAAACCAAAAGGAACGCCUUACAACAUUUUUGAUCGGAUCGUAGACAACUUGACGGUGGAGGUGUCGACAUGUUCUUUGCGUUAUCAAACGUUGGGGCCUUGGACACCGCCGGAAAUACAUGUUACGCUGGCGGGGAUUCGUCUCGUUUCGGUUGACGAAUACGGUCUUGAAGCACCGCCCGAAGAAGUUUGGCGACACAAUCACAAUCGAAGGGCCGGAACGUUCAUGAUCUAUAAAAAACUGGAGAUGGAAUAUCAGGUGGCCAUUCAGCCCGUCAGUAGCGUCGAUGCGAUACGACUUGUAUCGGGACGGCAAAACAAGAUGGAAAUACAAGUGGCGAUGGAACGACGCAUUCAAGAUGGAGCCUGGCUAGCGGUUCAGCUCGAUACGACUAUUCCACGGGCGGACGUAAAUAUUCCCGCUACUGUGGUGCCGAUACUGGCGCACGCUGUGGCAGGCGCUACGUACUGCUUCUCCAAGGAUCGUGCGUUUCAUGAUCCUUUGAAAAGUACCACCGAGAUGGCUGGAAAUUGUGUGAGUACAGAACGAUUUGAGGUAUCUAGGGAAGUCGCAGCGGGUGAAGCUGCCGAUGAGGCUGCAUCAGAACUUGGUUCGCUAUUCGAUAGAUCUCUUAUGGUAGACGAGGAAGUCUCGUCGGAGGAGGAUGACGAGAAUGAGUUCGGAGCAAGAAUUAAUAGCAGCGACUUAUCAUCGCGCAAGAUUGAGACGAAGCCUGCGCCUAUUCGCGCCAGUACAAUAGACCCGAGCACGGAAGGCCGGCCGGUUAUUCUGUUUCCCAACGGAAUUGUGAUCCAUGACAGAAUAUCUUUGAGUGUUUCUAUUCAUGAUGCAACACUUCGAGGGACGUACGCUACGUUGUUGGAUGGAUACGUCCAGUUGACUGCCAAGGGUUGUAUAGUAGAGGCAAUAUGGCCGAAGAUUACGUUCGAGAAGGGUGGCUACGUCCAGGCUUCGAUUUCAUUCCUCUCUAUUGUUGAAAAAUCUGGGUCGAGAAUUCGCACUGUACUUGAGGGUGGCGAGCAAUAUGGCGAAAUCGAUCACAGCGAAAGGGCUGGAAAGCCACCGGUGGAAUUUGCGCGUGAGGAAACCUUUCCGCUCUACGAGGAACGAUCUGUUCGACCAGAUCCGUUGGGACUGCGCGAAUCUUUGCCUGCGCAAGCCUUUGGUCUAAAAACUACUGUCGACUUUGUUCAGUCCGCGUCCAGAAACGAAAACGGCAUCGAAAAAAUGCUGGUUCGUCCGACAGGUAUGCUGAAGUUGGAAGACUUUGUUCAACCGACGAAGCCCCUCUUUCUAGACGAGAACGCUUUCAUAUCUUCAGACUUAUUUAAUGCUACGAUACGUAUCAUGUGUGUCAAUUUUCGGAUACCUGCAGCUAUCAAUAGCGAUGUGCGGUCAUGUGAUGUAAUUGCUAAAGUCGAUGAAGUCAUGAUAAUUAUUUCAUCAGCACUUCCAAGAACAAUGCUCUCUGGUAAUAUUGGAACCUACGUGGACGGAGAGCACUCUAAGACAAAUGAACGAAUUGUCUUUCCAAAUGAUCCGUCUGAUUUUGCUUACGAUUUGGAGAGUUCAGGGGAUCCGUCCAAUCGACAACGUGGGGAGCAAACUUCACGUCCUAUCUCGACGUUUCGUCUCCAGCUUACAGUGCGUGGUUUUUCUGUGCGCUUAUUACCGGUUGUGCCAUUCUGCUCCGCUCUUGAGUCGCAGGAGCUUCUUAAUGAUUUGGAGUUCAGCAUGAUAACAUGUCUUGAAGGCAAGCCAACGAGUCCUGACACUUCUAAUUUGACAGAAGUCGUUUUAUUCAUCUCAGUUCAAGUGUAUCGAUGUGAAAUUAAUUUUGACUUUGACCUUGCUAUAUCAGCCGUGAGCACACUUUCCUUUCAUUUUGCAAAUGCAAGCCGUAUAUCCGACAUCUUGUUCCGGUCCCAGCCAAUCUCUGAUGGAGUCGAGCUUUCUGAAACCAUAAAAAUUAGAAAUUCCUUGAAAGGCCGUCGAAUUUUGGUUGAAAAGCAAAUACUGCAUUGCAGGGAAACUGAUGGACUACGCAUUGCUUGCUAUAUUAAAGUCGAUGAGUAUACAUUAUGUUUAUGGAGACAAAACGUGCCUUGCUCUCCAUUAAGGCGCAAUGUCUCUACGGAGGAAAAGGACAAGUCGAGGCAAGUGGACUACAUAGCACUUGUGCUUGUCAUGAAAAUUGAAAUGGAAGCUUUGGAAAUUGGGCUGGAAACCACCUUCCAUCGACUUUCCAGGCAUUUAGUAUUGAAGGCUUGUCUAGGUAGUAUGAGUCUUUGGGCUUGCGAUGCAAAUCUGUUACUAUCUGCGACUCGGGAUCAACGAAAUGACUACGCCGAAGGAGACAGUAAUGCAAAGGUUGAUAGGGUCGGAAUUGUCCAGAAAUCCUCAUGCAUUUUGGAGCGUGAUAAAAUUGUGCAAUUGCUCAAGAUUGGAUGCCUUGGUCAGGGUGGCACAAAAUCUGCUGAGAUUGGUGAUUCCUCGUUGGCAAUGAGAAUAGAAGAGAAAUUUGGGGGAAGCCGUGCUUGGUCCUUUGCUUUGGACUUGCCUAAUGGUGGGACUGUGACCUUGGAUGCUGAAAGUAUUAAGAUUUUGUGCGUUUUUGUGUUUCAGGGUCUCUUUACUCCUAUCUGGACAACACCAGCACGCCGGUCUCAUCCCGAGCCAAAGGAAAAUUACACUCUUUCCAUCGACGAAUUGCUUCGAAAUGCGCUACGAUUUAUUUUGAAUUCUAAGAGUAUGGAUGGCAUGUCCGAAGGCGAAAAUCUCGCAGCGCUCGCUAUUGACUCACACGACGACGUAUCAAGUUCGGUAAGAGUAUCGAAAUUUCUGAAGUACUUGCUACCGAGUGAUGUCGAGGUCUUUGUGGCCCGUGGCUUGUUUCAAAACGUGCAACUCCGCUUUUGGGCUGAACCUGAUACACAAAAGGAGUCGAUGCAACAGAUCUUAGUGCUGAACCAUGCUGAUUUAUUAUUCAGUUAUUUUCGAACAAUGGAAGCAACCAAUUCCGGUAUAUUGGCAAUGCGGGCUCAAAGAGCGCUGUCAUGGGCCAAAAUUUUAGAUGUAAAAAAUCCUGGUCUUCGAUACGCUGCAAAUAUUACGCAAAGCCUUCAAUCGGUCUCGUCUACGGGGGAAUUGACUGUGACAAUCCUCCCUGAAUCUCUCGUUUCCUUUCGCUUCGACAACUCGGAGGCGAGAUUUUCUGUGCCGAAAGAGCUUCAUGUGGACAAUACGAGCCGUUUUCUCGAAGCAAUUGUCCAUGUCAUCAAUUUUGGGCGUCGAUGCCUAUUCUCAUAUCAAGACUUGAGAGUAUCGCUUUCCUCGAUGAGAUCAACUCAGUCACCACCAUCGUACUUUAAGGUACCUCCUUGCUUACCUCUACUAGUUUCUUGCAAAUCGGUAACCAAAUCGUUGAAGAAAAUCCAGCUCCUCCUGCAAAGAGCGAAAAGAAGACACAUGAUCAUCAAGCACAACAUUGAGGAUCAAUGGAUCAGUACAAAUAGUCACAUCCAGAAGCUUCAAUUGUCGCUAUUUCAGAGAGAACGCGAAAGGUUGGGUGCUCUCGCUCUCGUAUCUUCUCAGGCCUCGGGAUGGUUGCGCCUUGGGUGCGCGCGCCGAUCCGGGAUGCGCGGGUCUCUGAGCACAAUGGUGUGGCCCUACUGGUGCAUCCUGCGCAAGAGUCUUCUACAUGUGUUCGAAGCACCAGGGAUGACGCUUCCAGUUGAGAUCAUUCCUCUGGAAGGAGUUGAUCUUCAAAAGCUCGGAGGUGGGAAGCGCAAACGAGACUUGAAGCGAGCCAUGGCUAUCGUUGAAACUACCGGUUUGGUCCGUGUAAUAAUCACAGGAACUGAUCGUGAAUACUAUGUUUGGGCUCGUGAGAUCCAAAAAUGCGCUUUCAUGAAAGCGGGACAAAAUGACUCAAAAUUUGACUUCGCCGAAAGAUACGACUCCUCCCGACGUGGAGAAGCUUCGUCCGCCUCGUUCGCUGAAGAAUCGUAUCAUCAAAAUGGGACUCCGACAGAAAAAUCACAGGAUGCUGUCGCCGGCAUGGGUAGCAAAGCUUCAAGGCCUUUUGUUAAGGGAUUGUCGCGGGUUGCGAAGGCUACGCGACAAGCAGUGGCAGAUCGAAGCGGGCGCCCAAAAGCUAUCGACAACGAGACGACAAUUCCAGAUGAAAAGGGCGUGCACGAAAACGACUCUGUAGGGGCGGUAGAUUUUUCCUAUAUUUCUUCAGCAGUGGCAAGUGACCUGGACGAUUCAAGGCACGACCGCUCACAAUUACAUGGUCGUUUUGCUGGGGUCCGGCAGGCAACAAAAUCUAGGCUUGCUGGAGCUGGUCAGGUCACAAAGAGCAAGUUUGGCUCUGCUUUACAAGCCGCUCGUCAGAAAGGAAGAGAAGUUGCUGAUAAACGGCGAGGCAAACCUGAGAAAGAGCCUGCCAUGGACAAUGAGAUAGAACAAUCUCGCAAAUCCGGGAUGAACAUCAAAGGGAUAGAACGGCCUGAGAUUUCCCUUGAUUCGAUACUACCUGGAAAUUAUUGGUUCUGUGCACUCUGCAAGCAUGAGAACAGUAAAUCUUCCAAAGUGUGCGAAAUCUGUAAUGCUACUGACAGUCAUACCAAUUGCCAGGAUGAAAUAUCACGAGAAAAUACGUUUGACAACAAAGUGAUUCCGCCAAGUAGAGUCACUGAUGACGGGUCAAGCGAUGUGAAGGAAAAGCUUGGCGAAAACGACGUCGUUGCCGAGAACGAAAGCUAUGAUCCGCAAGAAGGAACGGCAAUGGAGUUGGAUCAAUUGUCGUCACGAGCAGGUGGUGUUCGCCACAGACUUGGUGCAGCUGUGCGGAGUGUGCGGCGUCACGUACGAGACAACGACGAAGGCAGUGCAGCGUCGAGGUUUGCGAUACGACGACGAAACGGAUCCUCAAUCGAUAGCGGCCUAGUUCCAGGGGCCCCGCAAAUCAUUAAUUUGCGGAAUGUCACUACGGAAGGACCGUUGUCCACCGCUGCCUACGUCUUCGGGGAUCCACGGUUGGAAGUUGAAGGUCUGCCACUGAAACGACUCCAGGGCAAUUGGUUUGUAAAAGUCAGUUCAGUGCUAACGGGGAACAAUGAAAUUACCGGCUCAGAUCAAAAGCCCCUUCCAGCAGUGAACAACUCGAAGCUGCACAAUACGAGCCUUGACACUGCAAUCCCCACUGUCAACGAGGACGAUGGCAGCAUCGCAUCAUACGCAAGAAGCGAAACGCAGCUUAAAUCGGAGUCUGAUGCGACAAAGGCCACUGAUCGAGAUGAGACAGGUCGUUCUCGUAUAUCUCUCGACAUGGCAGACUCAUCCUCAACAGCCAGGGUAGCAUCGACGGACAGAAUGCUGAGCCGUCUAUUUAAAAUUGAAGUGCACCAUGUUCUUCCCGCAAAAAUACAGCACGAAGCUGUUUCAGCACAUACUCACACUAUUGCCGACAUACUCACUUGCCAUGCGUUGAUGUCCGAGGCCGUAGCGAAGCUACCGUCUCUUUCUCCUCUGGAUUUUACUGUUAAUAUAGGGGGUCGGGAUGAGGCCCACAACAUGAGCGAAAGCGCAGCUCAAAGCCUUGGUCUAACGACACUGGACGCGGUGAGAAUUACAGGGAACAUGCUUGGAGGACUCUUUCAGCAAUUGAAGCAUUCCGAUUCGGUCCAGGUUUCCGAGUACUGUGCUGAGGUGAUUGCAGAGUUCUUCAACUCAAUGCUUUACUGUGCGCUACCUAUCGAUGCUCUGGCGAUUCUUUCUGAUUUUCUACAGAUUGAAUCAGAGUCCAUCGAGACGUUGGAUCCAAACCUCAGUCCAGCCCUUCUCAAUCAGGAUUCUUCCAAGAAUCGACCGAGCGGCAGUGCAGGAUGUGGAGACGCAGACGACUCACUCUUUCCGUUGUUGUCCAAAAUUGAAUCGGAACUGUUGUGCGUGGAGCAUGACAUGCACGUGACUAAGCAGUUUCUGGCUCUUGCUUCACAACGAAAUGAGCCCGUUCACGCAAGCGAUCCGCCACCGGCGUUUCACACCUUUCACGAAGCCAUGCAUGUUUCGCUACUGAAGGUAAUGGCCGAGCGGGACGAAGCGCACGCAAAGUUGGUUGCGGCCGAUGUAAUGCACGUCCAUGAAUUGGAACAGCAACGCAAACAGGUCCAACAAUUGACGGCGCGUCUAGAGGCCUUGUCUAAGCCGCAUACUGCGACAAAUGCCGAGGAAAGUGGAAAGAUGCAACGGAUGCAGAAGCAAAUGCAGCAAAACUCGGACAUGGAACUCAUUUCGCUGUGUCAACAGUUGACUGGAGAAAUUUCGGCUCGCACAGCGGCAUCCUUGGAAGUACUGCGUUUAAAGGAGAGUCGCAAGAUAGAACGGGAUAUUGAAGAAGCUGAGAAGCGAGCUCUACUGGAUGAGCUGCAAAGUCUUAAGACCGAGCUAGCCCGGGAAAAAGCCCUGGCUAAGGAGGCACAAUGUGAGUCACAAGUCUGGAAGCAAUCGUACGAACAUGUGGCUCGAAUGCGAGAAGCAACAAUUCUGGACGAGUCGACCUAA